ACCCGUCGGCCGGCAGUAUCGAGCCGACUAGCGGUCAGCCAGCGCCAAUCGCGUCGCACAAAUCGGACCACGGAAUAACGGAAUUCGAAAUACAAAAUUUGAAAAACGUUGCGCGCCAUUGGAAAAAAUAUAUAAAGGAUUUAAAAAGAAUGUAAUCAUUCUGACAGAGAAACGCGAUGGCGCCGCGGGGCUCGGAGCUGUCUCUGCGAGCGCGCCUCAUGCAGGAGGCAUACACAUGCUGCGCGUUCUGGCUGGCCGUGUCGGCUCUACCGGCGCUGGCGAUUUCUUACAUAGUGGUGAGCAUCAGCCAGCACCUGUGGCUGAAAUUGCUGUCCAGCCGGUAUCCAGGGCUGGAGUUCAUUCGCAUCGAUACAGUGCGGUCUCUGCUUGACACGCAUCGCAACCAGGGCAUCAUCAACGUACUGCUCACUGUCAACGGUACAUUAGAUGCCGAGAAAGUCAAGCAACAGCUCAGCCACCACGUGAUCGAGCGGCGGGACAAGAACGGCGAACUCACGUUCCCGCGGCUGAGACACCAGCUGGUGUCCUGUUGGGGGAACUACGCGUGGAAUAAGGACGUCGCCUUCAGGCUGGAGAACCAUAUCAUUGUGGCCAGCGGCGUGCAUCGGGGGAGACCGGUUACUGACAGUAAUAUUCAGGAAUACGUCAGCGAAAUAGUCUCAAAAUACUUCCCAAAUGAACAGUCGCCGUGGCAGUACAUCAUCAUCCCCACCGCAUCACCGGAACCGAAGUACCACAUCUUGGUCCGCGUGCACCAUUUACUUCUCUCCGGCAAGAAAUCCCUCAACAUCGGUGACAUGCUCAUGGUGGAACCGUUGAACGUCACCGGCAGAAUGCCACACACCGAGUACACGCAACAGAGCCCUUUAAAUAAACUGAUGCCAGCCCCUUCAGCCAUCCCAGAACUGAUUGAGAAGCUGUGCGAUAACCUAUCCAACGCUUGGAACGAAUUCAUCUCUGAAUACGAUCCUGUAGAAAGCCCACGCGCUCAUAAAACCUUGCCUGGUGCGUUCCAUGUGGCCGGCUUAGUACUAAUAUCUGGCGCCAGUGCGUUGAGAGAACUCACUAAGAGGAGGUCGACUGACGAAUUCAGAAAUGUUGCUCCUCUCACUGCUACAACGCUAAUAGCUGCGGUACAACGCGAGUGUAAACGACGAAAUUUGACAAUACCAAAGGUCAUACUAUCUCCACUCGUAACCGCAGAUCCGCGUAAAUGGCCGCGGCGUGCUUUCGGAACUUUCUUAUCCGUAACUCGUACGUUCGUAAGACUUCCUUUCCGCAUCCGGGACGAAAUCCUAGCUCUGAACGAAUUGAAGAAGACUGGUCAAGUGGUCUACCCCAAUACGUUGACGUGGAAGUACGCUGGGCUUGCGCAGUUGUCCGUGCGGGCAUUGGGAGAGGCGUGGCAGGCUAUGGCAGAGAUCUAUAAAGCCCCGGCUACGCUAUGGACCGAUACUAUUGGGGCUGAUGAUGGGCAACGCCAUCAGCUGCAGACUGUCAAUUUGUGUGGGAGAAAGGUAGCAGCCUGGUCACGCCCAGUCUCGCGAACUGCCGUGGAACGCGCCGCUCGCGCCCUCGGUGUAUCCUCAACCGAUGUAGCUCUCUUCGCGGCUACUGAAGCCCUGAGAUCCUUCUUUGACCUCUCCCAGAAUCGGGCGCCCGAUACGGUGCUUACCACAGCAAGGGCUGCAUCGGAGGAUUUCUUAUUCACCUUCGCUGAAGGAGAUGGGAAGAAGUAUAAGAAGUCACAAACAGGAGGAAUGAUCUGCCUAUCCCUGCCCGUGGGCGCCACUCCUCGCCGCAUAGCAGCCGUGGUGGAGCAAGCAUGCCAGCGUCAAGGCGCGUUGGCGGGCGCAUGGGCCGCCCAAGCACGCUACGGCGCUCUGACCCGCGCCGUGCCUUCCCCGCUAGCACGGCUGACCUUGAACCUGCUGUCGAGGAAAUAUGCCGUGUCUUAUGCGGAGAUUAGUGCGCCGGUGGAUGCGAGAUCGAGGACAACUCUGUGGGGGCAUACUGUGGAUGCCGUGGUGUAUUGGAGACCGCCGCAAGCUAACAUUAGCAUGUCCCUCACCGUGAUCCAAUACGCGGACACCGUCCGGCUCUCAGUAAUGGCGGACGCGCGGCUGUCUCCCUCGCACACCAUCCCCGCCAGUCGCUGGCCGGCCGUCGUCGAGCACCUGGUCGCGAAGAUCGACGCCGAAAUCGCGCGCAUCUCCGCCCAAUCGCAGGACAUACCUCGAAUAGUGACGCCGCAAGAAACAGAAGAAGUCGAGGAAAGCACUGAUUCCGUUCUAGAAGCUUCUUCCAGUACUAGCUCUUUAAGACCUCCGGCUACGGAAGUAGCUAGUCCGCCACCUAUUCGCAGGCGUACGACGCACCAUUAGAUUUUAUAUACGACUAGUCGUAGGACAUACUAAGAAUUGUGACAAAGAACAGAAAAGGAAAGUACUGAAUCAGUUUUA
Leguminivora glycinivorella is the source of this 2483-nucleotide messenger RNA. RefSeq lists its product as uncharacterized. Lineage: Eukaryota; Metazoa; Arthropoda; Insecta; Lepidoptera; Tortricidae. Gene Ontology annotation, molecular function: diacylglycerol O-acyltransferase activity; long-chain-alcohol O-fatty-acyltransferase activity. Gene Ontology annotation, cellular component: plasma membrane. Gene Ontology annotation, biological process: triglyceride biosynthetic process. The record is from RefSeq and is a predicted model, not a curated record. Bases 177 to 2405 code for a protein of 742 amino acids. The transcript is spliced from 9 exons.